Quercus robur (English oak) is the source of this 1329-nucleotide messenger RNA. RefSeq lists its product as uncharacterized. Gene Ontology annotation, molecular function: zinc ion binding; nucleic acid binding. Lineage: Eukaryota; Viridiplantae; Streptophyta; Magnoliopsida; Fagales; Fagaceae. The transcript has 2 exons. The record is from RefSeq and is a predicted model, not a curated record. Bases 1 to 1329 code for a protein of 442 amino acids.
AUGUCUCUCUUGCUCUCAAGGGAAGAACAGGAGGAGUUAGCUAGGAGUAAGAAAAAAGUUAAGGAUGUAAAACAUGCAGGUUUUAGUGAAGGAAACGAGUCGGGCUCCUCGUCACCGGUCAAAGGUCUCGGUCCUUGGAAUCAGAGUAUGUCUUUUAAAGACAAACUUGUUGGCGAGAUUCCAGGUGCGUAUAUUCAAGCCUUCAACUUUGAGGAUCUAAUGGAGGAUGAUGUUGAGUCGGAUGAGGAGAUAGAAACGCUUAGGCAGGGGCUGGUUGCUGUCAGGUUCUCCAAGGAAGAAAAGCAACAGAUUCGAGAUCCAUGGGCUAGAGCUUUAAUAGUCAAGGUGUAUGGGAAAUCAGUGGGCUUCCAUUUUCUCCAAAGUAAGCUGCUCUCUUUGUGGAAACCAGCGAGUAGGAUGGAUUGUGUGAACAUGGAUUUUAGGCCUUCGUCGGCAAACGUCUCCUCAGUUGCAAUUUGGGUAAGGCUAAAUGAGCUUCCUAUAGAGUAUUAUAAUGCUGAGGCAUUACAUAGGAUUGGCAAUGCCAUUGGCAAGGUGCUUCGGGUAGAUACAUUCACUGCAUCUGAGACUAGAGGCAGGUUUGCUAGAUUGUGCAUUCAAAUAGAUGUUGAGCAACCGUUGGUUACGGCCAUUCUUCUUGGGAAAGUUGAACAACCUGUUUUGUAUGAGGGAAUACAGAAGCUAUGCUUUGGAUGUGGGAGAUUGGGUCACCAACGUGAAGUUUGUCCAUAUACUAUCCGGCAAAGUUCACCGACGAGGGAAGCGGAGACGGGGAUGGAAGAUAAGGGAGAUGAGCAUGCACACAAUGAACGUGAUCAGAGCAAGUCAGCUGUGGAGGUGGGACCUAAGGUAGUGCAGAAGGAUGUGCCAAAAAAUGCUCAGGAUAGUACAUAUGGGUCGUGGAUGGUGGUAGCACGGAAAAAGAAUGGGGCAAGAAUGUACAGAAGUAGUGGGGACCAUGUGGGACAGACAGAGACACAAGAUUUUAAUAGUAACGGUAAGCAUGUAGUGGAUGCCAGGGAAAGAUAUGUGCUGGGACGGGAGGAAAAUUUGAUUGGGCAAAGCAGAGAGUCCAAAAGGAAAUUUCCACUUGUUAGAGUAGUAGAGAAAGCCCAAAUGCUGAAUGCUAUUCAAAGUAUAAGCAAUAAGCCCGUGGGACAGGCCCAGCCCCCUUUAAACCAAAAUGCAAGCCCACAUGAAGUUGUUAAGCCCACACGGCAUGCUUCAAUGAAAGGCAAAAGAGCCUUAGCUCGUCUGAAGGAGACAAAAACUCAUUGUAAGGGCGCUGAUGAAAAUGGGAAAGCAUAA